GCUUUCCACAACUUUAUUUGCUCUUUUUCACCUAUUCUUCUCUCCACUCUCUCUUCCUCUUUUCUUUUCCCUGACCCCUAUCCUGCAGCUCAAGGUAACUUAGAGCAGGAAGUUGGCUGUUGGUAAAAGGGGGUUGGGCGGAGGAAAGGGGAGGAGCGGGCAAUGUGUCAGAGCUGAUUGGUGUGUGCAGUGUCCAAUGGCGUAGGAGGACCCUGUCUUCUCAUUGGUUACAAGUGUUGGAUUGAGGUGGGAGCCGGGUGUGAGGCGGGGUUUGAGUAUCAUGUAGCAUGCUAGAUUGAUUACUCUUGAAUGUUAAAGGGGAAGGAGGCUAGAGAUUUUUGUCUGUGAGUCGGGAGUGCCGCUGUACUGUUUGCCUGCUGUUGCGCUGGCUUUCUAUUCCCUCUCGCCCUCUUCUCUGCGCCGGGCCAGGGGUCAACUCAAAGACAAACGCACAGGUCACUGGUUAGAGAGAGGGAGAGCGGUUAGAGAGUAAAAAAGAGAGAGAAAUACAGAAGGUCAGCGAGUUGAGGAGACUUGGUCAAGAGAGAAACAGGAGAGACUGGGCUGUAUGUUUAGGCAGGAGGAGGACGCUGGGGGGCUGCUGAAGGAGACAGGGUAAUGUGUAAAGGGAGAGUGGGAGAGAGAAGGGGGGAGGGGUAGAAGAAGGGGGGCUUGUUCUUCUCUGUGUGUCCGGGCUGAGAGCCUUUUUAAAGCCAUCCAGUGGAGCCAGAGUGCCUUUUGUCUGUUGAUACGAUCAGGGGACUGGAGGAAGCGAGGGAGCUUGAAAGAGUUUUUCUGUCAACCUCUGUGCCUCUUCUUCCUGCUGCCGCUGCUCUAAAGGAGACUUGAACAGGGCUAUCUGUUUCCCUCUGUUCUGCUCUACUCCAAUAGGGCAGACCGUUCACCAUGAAGGGCACAGGGCAGAGUAGAGGAUGUCGGCAGAUGCGUUUGGAGCCGGGGGCAGCGAUGCCCAGCAAACCCUGCAGUCCUUCUGGCCUCGUGUCAUGGAGGAGAUCAGGAACCUGACUGUGAAGGAUUUCCGUGUGCAGGAGUUGCCUCUGGCUCGAAUCAAGAAAAUUAUGAAGCUGGAUGAGGAUGUCAAAAUGAUUAGUGCAGAGGCCCCGGUCCUUUUUGCCAAGGCAGCUCAGAUCUUCAUCACAGAGCUCACCCUCAGAGCAUGGAUCCACACCGAGGACAACAAGAGACGCACGCUACAGAGGAACGACAUUGCCAUGGCGAUAACAAAGUUUGACCAGUUUGACUUCCUGAUUGACAUUGUGCCCCGGGACGACCUGAAGCCCCCUAAACGACAGGAGGAGAUGCGUCAGUCAGUAGCUCCAGCAGAGCCGGUGCAGUACUACUUCACCUUGGCCCAGCAGCCUGGAGCCGUACAGGUGCAGGGAACACAGCAAGGCCAGCAACCUGGUGCACAAACAGCCACGACCAUCCAGCCUGGACAGAUCAUCAUCGCACAGCCACAGCAAGGACAGAGUGCACCGGUGGCCAUGCAGGUGGGUGAGGGCCAACAGGUACAGAUUGUCCAGGCUGCAGCAGCUCAGGGUCAGGCUCAGACCGCUCAAGCCCAGGGCCAGACCAUGCAGGUCAUGCAGCAGAUCAUCACCAACACAGGAGAGAUUCAGCAAAUCCCGGUGCAACUAAACACGGGCCAGCUACAAUACAUUCGUCUAGCCCAGUCUGUCUCCGGAGCACAAGUGGUCCAAGGACAGAUUCAGACUCUCGCCAACACCCAGCAGGUAAUCACAAUAGUAGCAAAAAGAACAUUCAGAAAACAAACGAUCUUAUAUCCAAACAUUUACAUUGCUCAAUUGUUUAUUUUAUUUAACUUGUUUUAUUUUCAGAUCACACAGACAGAGGUACAGCAAGGACAGCAGCAAUUCAACCAGUUUACUGACGGACAGCAGUUGUAUCAGAUUCAGCAGGUGACGAUGCCAGCAGGACAGGAGCUGACCCAACCAAUGUUCAUUCAGUCCACCAACCAGACAGCUGAUGCGCAGGUCACGCAGGUCAGCACCGACUGAGACCAACCAGGAACCUUUACAUCACACACACAACAUGCACACCAGCCCAUGUGAUGCCGACAGAUGCCACCAACUUUGACAAAGGACACUCGAUAACCUUGACCUUAAGCACUGCUCAUUUAGAUGAGGGACCUGAAAUCUUGUAACACUCAUUUUUUUUUUGGUAAUAAAUUUAGCACACUGGAUCAAAAAACCAAAGGGACACUGAUUGACUCUUUCACAAUCACAUGCUAAGUUGCAUCCAUGCUUCAAUUUUUUUUUUCUACUUCUGUCACCCACAUCUGUAGAGAAAAUAUGCAUUUACUGCCACAGUCAACCGUCUCUCUACUGACCAGCUCUGUUCUUCUUCUCGUCUUUGUCCAAACAUCAAAGAUUUUUAAAACAUAAAAAAGUAUGUGCUUUAUUCUUGACACCUCCCCUUCGGCUCUCCAUUUGGAAAAGAAUUGGGAAAGUGUCUGUCUCUGUCUACAUGAUCUGGUCCUGGCAUACCUGUGAUUGAAGGAAGCCAUACAAUUCUACACCCCCUGCUCUCCUUCUGGUGAAAACAUGAAUCAAACCUUCUUCAUUGUUUGUCAUGUAAUUGAUGGAUGAAAUGAAGCCAUAUACCUCAGAUAUCACUUCUUACAGCAACUCAAUCUAAGGGAUCUCGAGAAGAAGUUAUAGGUUCACUGAUAAUUUCAUGUAGUUUCUACGUUGUGUUAUUUUUGUUAUUGACGAUGAAGCAUGAAUUUAUGUUGUAAGGGCUUCAAACUGUAUAGAUUAACUAUGUAUGUGAUGGUGUCUGUGUGCUUAUCUUUCAAGCACCCACACCACAGUCAUCUUUACUUUUCCAUUUUGUUUCUUUACUCACUUACUUUCUUCACCCCUCUGUCUUUAGAGCCGGGAAACUCUUCCCUGCCUCUGUGCAGUUUCACACAACCUUCUCUACCCGGGUGGUUUUUGAGUCUUGUGCCCUGGUUUAAGUCUCAUGUAUAAACACAUGACUCUGUCUGGAGGAAAAAAAAAAAACUCCCUUUUUAUAGAACUUUUUUUUUUUUUUAAGUACAAGUGUUUUUGGUUUUGAAAAUUAUGUUUGGCCUCAUAUCUUCCCCAUCAUUUUUGUACAGUAAUGAUUAUUAUCAAUGUUCUUUUUAUUGUUGAUUUUGCAUGUAGUUUGAACUGCCAGCAUGACAUGCAAUAGAUAGGUACAAUUUUAUUUUUCAUGUUCCUUUUUGUAAACAAACUUUGUUUGUGAGGAAAAAUAAACACCAUAACUUGUCUGAGAGUCCU
Molecule: messenger RNA, 3308 nt
Organism: Xiphias gladius (swordfish)
Lineage: Eukaryota; Metazoa; Chordata; Actinopteri; Istiophoriformes; Xiphiidae
Gene: nfyc
Product: nuclear transcription factor Y, gamma
Exons: 9
Coding region: 933-2039 (368 amino acids)
Biological process (GO): regulation of DNA-templated transcription
Cellular component (GO): CCAAT-binding factor complex; nucleus
Molecular function (GO): DNA-binding transcription activator activity, RNA polymerase II-specific; DNA binding; protein heterodimerization activity
Source: RefSeq, a predicted model, not a curated record